Molecule: messenger RNA, 2718 nt
Organism: Antrostomus carolinensis (chuck-will's-widow)
Lineage: Eukaryota; Metazoa; Chordata; Aves; Caprimulgiformes; Caprimulgidae
Gene: TCAF2
Product: TRPM8 channel associated factor 2
Exons: 7
Coding region: 1-2718 (905 amino acids)
Biological process (GO): positive regulation of protein targeting to membrane
Cellular component (GO): plasma membrane
Molecular function (GO): transmembrane transporter binding
Source: RefSeq, a predicted model, not a curated record
AUGAAACCUUCUGCCACCUAUGAGCUGUUAGUGGAUGGUGUUGGGCCAUGGGACUUCACUGGUGGUUUUGUUCCUUGUGAACUGCUACUUGUUGGAGAGGAUGCCUUCCCUGUGCUUGUGAGCUCUAAGAAGCAGGUUCUGAUCGCCGUUUCACAGUUUGGGAAGGGCCGGAUGGUGGUUGUUUCCCAUGAGGGAAUCUUGAAGGACUCCAAGUUUUCCCAGUUCCUCAGAAAUGCUGUGAGGUGGCUCAAACCCUCCCCUGAGGCCCUGGUUGGGGUCCAUCCUCAUUUGGAUUCCCUCUCCCAGCUGCUGCUCGGGGUUGGCACCAAAGUGCAGGCUGGGGCAGAGCUCAGCUCUUCCCUGGGGGUCUACUGCAUGGAUGCCUACAGCACACAAGCAAAAGACCUGGUUGGCUUUGUAAAGGCGGGUGGAGGGCUGCUCAUUGGAGGCCAAGCAUGGUACUGGGCCAGUCGACAUGGCAAGGAGAAGGUGCUGUUUGAAUUCCCUGGGAACCAGGUGACCAGCGUGGCUGGUGUGUACUUCACAGGAAAUGCUGUGGAGAAAGGCAUCUUCAAAGUCGCCAAGAAAAUUUCCAAGAUCCCCUUAACUGUCCCGCACCAUGCCAACCUCAACCUUGAUGCUGAGUUUCUCCUGAGUGGCGUGUCGGAGCUGGAUUUGGUGACAGGGGGCACACCCUCCAUCUUACUGGUGCAUGGUGAACUCUCCUUCCCACUCUGCCUGGACAGGUCGCACUGCUGCCUCUUAGCUGCGGCACGCUAUGGCCGAGGCCGUGUUGUGGUGGCAACCCACGAGAGCCACCUGUUCUCCCCAAAGCUGGCCAGAUUCCUGCUCAAUGCUGUCCGCUGGCUGGAUGCUGGGAGAAAGGGGCUGGUGGGUGUGGAUGCCAGCCUGAAGAAACUGUGUAGCCUCCUCUGUCGGGAAGAGGUGAAGGCACAAGUGUCGCAGCUGACAGGGGACAUCAGCGUCUACUGCUGCUCUUCUUACAGUGACAGAGAGGCGGAGAGGCUUCACGCUUUUGUGGCAGAGGGAGGUGGCUUGCUGGUUGGAGGCCAGGCCUGGUACUGGGCUUCCCAGAACCAUGGCAAAGCUGCUGUGGCAAAAUAUCCUGGCAACAAAAUCCUCAACCGCUUUGGGCUGAGCAUCCUGGGACAGAGCGUCCCGGCAGCUAAGCACCCGGCUGUGGGGUCUGGGGAGCACUACCACUUCCGAAAGGCCCUUGCUCUGUUCAGCAGACACGUAGACGAGCAUGAGGAGCUCAGGUCCCCCUUGAAGGACUGGCUGCAAAGGCUGUCACAAGACUGUGCUGCCUUUCUGCACAUCCCAGCCCUUGAUUGCCCUGCCUAUGCCUCACUCCACCGCGUCCUGACCAAGGUGCUUCAGAGAAAUGGGAUCCCACCGGUCAGCAGGCACUGCCCUGUCAAGAGCAACUCCAAAGAGGCAGUCCUCCUCUGCAUGGCGACCGAGCUGUCCCUCACCAUGACUGACAGUGGAGCCCUAGUGCAGAAAUCUGCUACUGAGGUCUGUGGCCUCCCCGUCACUGUGGAAAUCGAUGGCACAAACCCAGGUCAGACAGCCUGGAGGAGUACGGGACUCUACCUCCCUGAAGGGCACACAGCAGUUAUAACCUUCCCUUGCCUGGCAGUCGGUUCGGGUCUGAAGGUGCAGAUUGGCUGUCACACGGAUGACCUCUCUCACGCCGCAGAGCUGAAACGGGCCCCGGUGGUAAUACGCACCUGUGAUAUUGCCUGCCAGAAACAGACUAUUUCCUGCCUUUGGGGUGGCCUCAUUUACAUCGUUGUACCAGCAAGGAGUGUCCUGGGGAAAGUGCCCAUCUCAGUAGAAGGGGCAGUCAGAGCUCCUUUCUUCAAGCUUGGGGAGACAUGUGAAAGCCAGUGGAAGGCCUGUAUCCGGCACUACCCUGCUCCCUGGGCAGAACUCGCUGUUGAGAACCUCAUCCUGACGGUGCCAUCUGACAGCAUCCGCCACAUGGAGAACCCACGGCCGCUGCUGACCCUGUGGAAUGAGAUCAUGGUGGCAAUAAGCAAAUUGGCAGCCAUACCAACAAAAUUCCCAAGGCCAGAGAGGAUUGUAACAGAUGUCCAAAUCUCAUAUGGCUGGAUGCAUGCUGGCUACCCCAUCAUGGGCCAUGUAGAUUCACUGAAGGAGAUGUUAGAUAUAAAGCACAUGCAAACUACUGGUCUUUGGGGUCCUGUCCAUGAGCUGGGACACAAUCAACAGCAGCAAGCAUGGGAGUUUCCCCCGCAUACCACAGAGGCCACCUGCAACCUCUGGUCUGUCUAUGUUCAUGAGGAGGUGCUGGGGAUUCCCAGGCAUCAGGCCCAUCAGGCGCUUAAGUCACACUGUCGGAAGGAAAGGAUAAGACAGUAUCUGAAGAAAGGUGCUCAACUAAAGGACUGGGAGAUGUGGACUGCUCUGGAGACGUACCUGCAGUUGCAGGAAGGGUUUGGUUGGGACCCCUUCACUCACCUCUUCUCUGACUACCAGAAAAUGUCCACCAUCCCGAAAGACAAACCUUCUAAGAUGAACUUGUGGGCAAAGAAGUUUUCUCAGCAGGUGAACAAGAACCUGGCUCCUUUUUUUACUGCCUGGGGUUGGCCUAUCAAGAAAGAGCUGUCUGUGGAACUAUCCUCUUUACCCAACUGGGAACAGGACCCAAUGAGAUCCUAUAGACCAUGA